Messenger RNA from Drosophila bipectinata, 5102 nucleotides. RefSeq names its product imaginal disc development protein B4 (gene B4). The record is from RefSeq and is a predicted model, not a curated record. NCBI's taxonomy places the organism in Eukaryota, Metazoa, Arthropoda, Insecta, Diptera, Drosophilidae.
UCCAUCAUCUAGCUGCCUUGCCUGCCUGCAUUCGCCGAGCUCUCACACAGAUACACACCAACCCAUACACCCACCACACACACCGAUGCAGCUGACAGCCAGACGCUCGCACACAAAUGCAAGCAGCCACUCUUAAAGACCCCAUGCCAAUUUCAUCUUGGAAUCUCCGACCUACAGCCACCAAAAAUCAUUCCUCUGCUGAUCCGCAUAAAUCACUGGGACAGACAGCAGCAGCGAUCAUCGCGGGCGCUGCAACCCUCCGCUCAUUCCGGCUCUGAAAAUUGACGUCGCGAGACGCUCGGGCGCGCACGGCAGUUGGUAAAGCUCAACGCAACUCGUCGACUUGCCGUUGCGUUGCAGUCGCCUGCAAAUUUUCGGUUUUGAUUGAUUGUGAUUAUGAACGAGACCUUCAAGCUGUCCCGAAUGCAGCGCACCAACAUUGACUUCGAGCGCCAACGGCACCUGGCCAAUUGGCUGGUCAGGAGCAGUCCCCACAUGGCAGCCGCAGCGGCGGGCGCAGCAGCAACACCCACUACAACAGCAUCAUCGUCAGCAGCAGCAGUGACAACGACCACGGGGCAUUCAAACUCCACCGGAGGGGGAGGUGGUGGAGCCACACCAGCAGCAGGGGCAGCAACUACGACAGCAACAACAACAGCACCCAGCAACAGCGUCGCAGCUGCAACGGCAGCUGCAUGUAACGGUGGAGCACCGGCGGGCGCCCAUCACGGCCACCACCUGGCGGCCGGGGCGCGCAAGCCCAAGCUGCGGCGCUUCAACUCCCACGACACCAGCUCCAACAUGUUCUCGGUGGCGGAGUUCGAGAACGCCCGCCUGGCCCGCCGCAACGAGAUCGAGAACCAGCGGCUGGCACGACGCCUGCGCAACUUUGCCAACAGCAGCUGCUACGGCCUGGGCUCGGGCUCUGGCGGGGUAGGCACUGGAGGCGGCGGCUCUGGUCUGGGCGGCUAUUCCGGCUUCAGCAGCGGCCUCAACGGCAGCGGAGACUACUCCACCGGUGACAGCAAGGCCUCCAAGGGCAGCAGCGAGUCGCAGCAGGAAGCUCUGCCCGCCGAUGUAUUCCUCGAGCGGUACUCCCUGCCCCGGGUCGUGCGCAUCUGGCACACCAGCAAGAGCUCCAACGAAACCCUGCAGUCCAGCUCGUCGCACGGCUCCUCCACGGCCGCCUCGAGCAGCUCGUCCACGGGAACCAAGCCGGCGGGCACCACCCCCUCCAGUGGCAACACGGACACCGGCACCGGCACCCAUUCAUCGUCCAGCGGAGGAAGCGCCUCCGGAACCGGAACUGGCUCUGGCUUUGCUCCCGGCCAGCAAAUGAACAGCACCAGGCCCAGCAGCAGCAAUGGCGGAGGCACACCACCCGGCCACGAGGAGCUCUUUCUGCUGUACAGGCAGGUGCGGCAGCGGAGCAUCUACCAUGGACACAAUGCCAAGUCGCAGGCGUCGCAGCGAAAGAAGAGCGUCCUCAUACCGCAGGAGUUUCCGGGUUACUUUUCGCUGCUGAACGAAAAGGGUAUGCCCACGGCCACCCAGUACGGUUCCUUGAUGCAACUGGUCCGCGAGCGCGUCUACAAGUUCGUGUCGGUAGACAACAUGCCGGCGUUCACGGAAUCAUCGCCCAGCAGCGCCAGCAGUCCCACCCACGAGGGAUGUCUACCAGUGGCCAAGGGUCGGCCCCAGUACGUGAAGACGACCGCCCGGGGCGGUCAGGUGUUCCGACUGCUGGCCGUGUUCGAGGAUGGCAAGCAGGAGCCCGGCCAGAUUCACAUGUCGCAGCACGGAAACGUGAAUGUGUCCAAGUCGGGGGGCUACAUGGGCCGGGAGAAGGAGAAGAAUCGAUAUGCCCAGCUGCUCAACGAGAACCGGCAGGUACUGUACGUGCCCCUGUCCACCAAGGGAAAGUUUUACGAAAUCGAGCCAGGCGUGCCACAGCUGCUGCAAAAGCUGGGUGAGACGCAGCGCAAGCUGAAUCCCGAGUGCGUUCACCGACUGGGUGCACUGGUGGCGGCGGCCAAGCAGCUGCCGCUGACUCUGCGCUACAUCUCCGGCCCCGGCGGCUCCGACAUUCCCGAGCAGUUGUGCGUCAGCCAAGUGAGCAAAGAGGACGUGGUAGUGGGCUGCUCCAUCGAGGACAUCGACAACCAAACCCCGUUGCAGCUGAGGAAGUUCUACCCCAGCCGGGACAUGCAGCUGGUCAAGAGCAAUCUGGGCUUCGACUCCGAGCAGCGGAUGCUGGCCAACACCAAUGUCCAGAACAUGCUCAAGUUUUGCCAGUUCAACUGCGACCAGUUCCUGAAGCUGGUGGAGAUCGAGCUGGUCCAGCGUCCGGAGCGCUCGGGCAGCAAAAGCCGUGAGGGUUUGAGAAUCCUGAAACCAUUGCAUCUGCCUAAGAUUCUGAGGCGCGAGAAGAGCAGCAUGGCAGCUGCCCAUGAGAAGGAGGACUCCAUCAUCUUUCUGAGCAAAACGGAUCUGGAGAACAUGGAAGCUAAAGAGGCUGCAGCCACAGCGGCGGCAGCUGCCGCUCAUUCGGAUACCGGGGCCAACCGCAUCUCAGACCGUAUGAAGGUGUUUCAGUCCACGAAGAAGAAGUGGUUCGGAAAGCACCACCAGCAGCAGGUGCCGGCGGAAAAGGCGGCCACCGAUCUGGACCUCGACGAGCAGGCCAAGCGGAUGAGCAUGGAGCGUUACACCGACAUGUCGAAGCUGUUGCAGGAGCGAUUCGGUGCGGAUCCGGAGCAGCCAGAGCAGGACGGUGUCUCGCUGAACAGCACUGGAGCGUCGGAUACCGAGACCACAACCCUGACUACCAUGGAGCCCAAGUCGCUGGACACUUUACUGCAAAAAUCAAUGUCCCUGCAGGACAUUGAACUGCUGAACGGGCAGCGCAAGCCUCGUCCGGAUCUGCUGGCGAGCCAUAACCACUCGGAUGCCAUCAGCGAGGCGGGCACUGAGCUGGAGGACGUGGAGAAUCAGACGCCGCCGCCGCAGUCGUUCAUCACGGAGAAGCUCUACAACGAGUUCCACGUGAAGACUCGUCAGUACAGCAAGUCCUCCUCAAGCCUGCACCAGUUGAGGCAUUUUUCCUUGCCGCAGAAGCUGCAGCUCCACGAAGCGGAAAAGGAGAAGCGCCAUCUGAUGGAGCUCAAGGCCCAGCAGCAGUCGCAGGCUAAGCAGCCGGUUACUGGGCGACGAGCAGCCGGCGGAGUCUGCCUGUUGGCGGGUGGGCUGACCCAUCAGACCCCAGUUGCUUCAUCCUUCCUUCUGGGCGAGGACGACUUGCCUUAUUCGAGUGUACGCGACUCGCUGGUGAUCUCUGGCGAUGGAUGCUUGCGAUCGGAGGAAGCCGCCCAACCCGUCAACGCUGUGGACUACACGAAGGAGAACAUCUACGCGGAGAUAUGUCCUUCGCACACCGUCGACACUUUCUCGGGUGCCACGCAACUCACUCAUGUGGUGGACGACGACGGUGACUACGCAUCUCUCAAGUAUCCGGCCAGCGGGCCCCAGUCGGUUAGCCGCAUCGAGGUGAACGGAGCAGCGACGGGAAAGAACAGCGCUAUCAGCUACCACACCGUGUACCUGGGAGAGGAGCCGCUGGGCGAGAGGCAUGCUGCCCACAUCACCACUGUGGAGCUGGCCGGGGAGGAUAACAUAUACAAUACGCUCAAAUGAUGACUCAUGUGAUUUCGGCGACGCAAGUUAGCCGGUGCCAAGGGCCUGUUUUAGGUAUCACUGGUCAUGGGUCAAGGGCAAGGGCAGGCCAGGAAGAUCAAUCAGGAUGAGAGUCAGUGCAAAACCCUUUUUUUUGUCAAUUGUAUCAAAACAUGUAUUUUUAAUCUGCUAUCAUUUAGCCAAAGCAGUAUAACAAUUAUUUUAGAAAGUGUGUCGAUGGCAAUCGAUGGGAAAUUUGGAAACAUUUAAUCACCAUUUGAUUGCUAACGCAUUCGUCCAUUUAUUUUCAUAAAUACGACUAAGAAAGAAGAGAAAAAUACAUAAAUAUUCUCCUAGGCGGGAUUAGAUUUAGGUUACAAAUUCGUGGCUAGUCUUACUAAACAUUACACUGGGCAGGAAGCUGCCGACGCGAAAAUUAAAUGAAUUUAUGUUUCUAAUUUUAAGAGAGAAGCGUGUAAGAUAGGGCCUGUCCAGGCUCCUUUGCCCUUUGACCUUGACUGACUGGAGCUUGGCGAAAAGUUUAGCGAUUCAAAUACAAUUUACGAUAUAUCAUGUGGCGCUGGUGCACAAAUGCAGACAACACAAACGUAGAGACGACUAACGACUAUUUUCUAUUUCAUUUCGUUACCAAACAUAAAUCUACGAAUAACUCGAAGAGAAUUUGAAUCUGGUUAACAAACGCUUAAAUAAAUAAACGGAAUUACAAAUCUCUGUAAUAACAUAACAAAUUCAAACACAUAUAUAUUUGUAGCGAGUAGUGUUAAGUUUAGGAAACGGCGUUGUAAAUGAAGACGUCCCUGUGGGCGACGAAAAACCCCUAGAAAUGACAACUGAAAUUGUAAUAUUAACCAAGUGAAGACAAGCAAUGUGUAUUGUACAUAAUCUAUAUUUAGGUGGAUCUAUUGCGCCACCAAUUCUCCAUCCCCAAUCCCCAUUACCCGACCCCUGACCCAAAUCCCAAUACGAAAACAAUACAAAAUCAAUACAUAAUUAAACUGAAACAUUUGGAAAUUGCAAUAUUAUACAAUUGUAUACAUUAUAUAUAUAUAUUAUAUAGCUAUACUUAUACACACAUAUACUUACUUAUACAUACGAUUACGAUUUGGAAAUCUUAGUGCAAACCUAAGGUAUUAUUAGCUCGUAGGCAAUCAACAAGUCAAAUCAAAUCAUAAGCGAUAUACAUCUUUAUAUGCAUAUAUACUGUAUAUUUGUAACAUAGCAUCAACUUUUAGGGCAGUAUGCCAAACUUUUACACGAUCUCUCGUAAUUUGUCGUUCUUUUUUGGAAAAAACAAACCCCAUUGACUUGGUUUUGUUGGGUUCACUUCAGUUGUUUGUUGUACCCGCCCGGCAAUUCUAAGUUGAGCAAACACACCGAUUACAUUAAAGUGCGGGCAUGUCCACAACACA